CAAAAUGGCCGACGGUACAACACGGAGCGAGGAUCAACUUGGUCAAAAAUGGGACCAGUGCUUGUAUGAUACACUUGUUAAAACAGGUGCUGGAUUAGGCUUAGGUGUUGUAUUUUCAGUCUUCCUUUUUAAAAGGAAGUCUUGGCCAGUGGCUUUUGGUACUGGUAUCGGUUUAGGAAUGGGCUAUGCAAAUUGUCAAAACGUAUUUAAAGACCCUUUUUCAUUACGGGGAAAAAUAGUAAAGAUUGCUUCAGAAUCUCAACAGUAAACAUGGCUUGCUGUACACAGAGUUCAUUAUAUCAAUUUCCCUUAAAAGAUUUAAACCUUGCACCCUAGUUUGUAACAAAAUGGACAAGCCCUUGAUUGGUAUCGCUUGAGAUAUGGUCUUUAUUUGUAUAUGCAUGCUGCAAUGGAUGGAAUAUUUUUUUUAUCUGAAGAUUAAAAUGCUGAAGUGUGUUUUGAUUACAACAAUGAUGCUCGCAGUGACGGUGACAAAAUCUGGAGACAGUUUUACUAUAGAUAAAUAUGCCUGCAUAAUAAACUACAUGCUUUUCAGUGAACUUUGUUUUUCUUCUAAUGCCAAUUACUAAAAAAGCAAUUUCAAUGCAACUAUGUAUCUGAAUUGUGAGAAAAAUAUAAUACAGAAAAGUAAUUGCAAAAAUUGAAAUACACAUUGUGUACAAUUGUUCAUUGAUGAGAAAACAUGUAAUAUAAAUAUUAUGUGUUUAUAAUCAAACACACCGAGUCUCUAAUCUGUUGUAUUGUCUCUGACGAUGUGACUACUACGACGUUAGAACCAAUUAAUUCAGAUGCUAUUUUUGAUUUAUCACUAAAAUGGUUAAAGCUCAUUCCUGGAUGCUACUCAAAUAUUUGAUAUUACCGGAGUAGAGUUCUUUGCUGACACACAAUUGUCUAGUGCUGUUUUUGUUUCCAUUGUUUCACAUAUGUGAUCUUGGAAAACUAGAAAAUUUACCUGAUCUAGUAGUGCAGAAUUAACACUGGCUUGUAGUAUAAUUUAUCACACUGGAAAUAAUUAUUGUAAUAAAAAUAUUGUAGAAAGCAAUUCAGAAUGAUAAGGCAUGUCAUUAAAUAAAGUGUCUAUAUUGAAAUUUUA
Messenger RNA from Saccoglossus kowalevskii, 1114 nucleotides. Its product is annotated as MICOS complex subunit Mic10-like. The record is from RefSeq and is a predicted model, not a curated record. Gene Ontology annotation, cellular component: mitochondrial inner membrane; mitochondrion; MICOS complex. Lineage: Eukaryota; Metazoa; Hemichordata; Enteropneusta; Harrimaniidae.